This is a messenger RNA of Alosa sapidissima (American shad), 936 nucleotides long. Its product is annotated as odorant receptor 131-2-like. The record is from RefSeq and is a predicted model, not a curated record. Gene Ontology annotation, molecular function: G protein-coupled receptor activity. Gene Ontology annotation, biological process: G protein-coupled receptor signaling pathway. Lineage: Eukaryota; Metazoa; Chordata; Actinopteri; Clupeiformes; Clupeidae. The transcript has a single exon. Bases 1 to 936 code for a protein of 311 amino acids. Gene Ontology annotation, cellular component: membrane.
AUGAAUGAGAAAGCCCUUCUAAUCCAGGUGCUGAUUGCUUUGUUCCUCUAUGUGAAUUUCCUAAUGAUCUUCACUUUCUUUCAAAAAGAGGCCUUCCGCACAAACACUCGCUACAUUCUCUUUGCGCACACACUAAUCUGCGACUGCACCUUUCUCAUCUUCACCGACAUGCUUCUGCUGCUCACCGUGGCUCGCAUCGUCAUGCCAACGGGCCUGUGCAUCGUAGUCUGCGCCCUGCUGGUGAACCUGAACGUGGCCACGCCGCUGACGCUCACGGCCAUGAGCGUGGAGCGAUACGUGUCCAUCUGCAUGCCACUGCGCCACGCCGAGCUGUCCACGCCGCAGCGCGCCGCCCACGCCAUCCUGGUCAUCCAGGCGAUGGCCUCGGUCCACGUGGUGGUCAUGCUACUGAGCUUGUUCGCCGCCAUGCCUCUGAGCUUCUACUCCUCGUCGCUGGUCUGCAGCCUCGUGAUGCUGAACGCGUACGCCUGGCAAAAGCACCUGAGUGAUGCCGUGCUGCAGCUCUACUUCCUGCUCAUGUCGCUGCUCAUCUGCUUCAGCUACGUCAAGAUCAUGGGGGUGGCGCGCGCCGCCUCAGGAGAGGACCGCAAGUCCAUGAACAAGGGGCUGAAGACGGUGCUUCUGCACGCUCUACAGCUUGUCCUCUCCCUCAUUCAGCUCUGGUGCCCACUGGUGGAGGCGGCCGUGCUGAGGAUUGACCUGAAGGUGUUCGAAACCGUUCGAUACUUUGACUACAUCAUGUUCAUUCUGGCGCCCCGUUGCCUCAUCCCGCUGGUGUACGGUCUCAGGGAUGAGAGUUUCACCUUGGUGCUGCAAUAUUAUGCCCUGUUCGGCUGUAACAAGAGAGUCGCUCCUGUUAAUGGGCAUAAGCCGAAGACCAGAUCAACAAAGAGACAGAAGGCGGAAACUGUGUAG